AAAUUAGUGAGUGACCUCAUGCCCCUCUACGCCUUCGGUUCCAACGGCUCCGGCCAACUAGGUAUCGGACAUGUGGAGGAUACAUCUAUUCCAAUGAGAUGUCUAUUCGAAGAGUUGGCUGAAGGUGAAAAUAAUAGUGGAUGUGAAAACGACAUCAUUCAAAUAGCCACAGGCGGAAACCACACCUUACUCCGCUUCAGGAAUGGGGAGGUCUACGCGGCCGGGUUUAAUGGGGAUGGACGGUGCGGGGGGACGAUUAUGGGCAAUGCAAAUGCAGAUGCAGACCAGUUAAUACUCCAAUUUAGGAAGGUUUUCAUCGUGGAAGAGAUAGAUAUGGGUACUGAUACGGAUGCUACGGAAGGAAAUAAGAAAAAGGGGAAGGAGAAACGGGUAUGGGACCGUUUUGCGCUCGUCUCGGCGACGUGGGAGGGGAGUUUUUUGGUUUCUUCAUCAUCAACUACCAUAUUCGCAUUUGGUUCAGGUUCAAAAGGUGAACUUGGCCUAGGACCAUCGAUACAGUCGUGUCGAUCUGCUGUGCGGGUUCCUGAUUUUCCGCCUCCUUCUUCCUCAGAAUCAGAGGGAAGAACAGCCACGACUACAACUGCUACUGCGUCUAUCAUCGCCAUCGCGAGCAGCAUGUCGCAUACAGUCGUCGUCUUGGAUAACGGGGAUGUAUAUGGCUGGGGCACAUCGAGAAAGGGACAACUCGGGAUGAGUCUUGCAGAGAGGAAAGUUGUCUGGUCGCCUACUAAGAUCGGAGAGAUACCACCUUUUUUUCGCGCGUCUGAUGUUACGUGUGGAAGGGAGUUUACUGUUGUCUGUGGUGAUAAAGGGAAAGGGGAAUUUGUUAUUUUGGGUGCUGGGGGGAAUAGGUGGGGGUUUUGA
Monascus purpureus is the source of this 885-nucleotide messenger RNA. The record is from the annotation of a GenBank genome assembly. NCBI's taxonomy places the organism in Eukaryota, Fungi, Ascomycota, Eurotiomycetes, Eurotiales, Aspergillaceae.